Messenger RNA from Propithecus coquereli (Coquerel's sifaka), 2501 nucleotides. RefSeq names its product syndecan 1 (gene SDC1). Gene Ontology annotation, biological process: cell migration. NCBI's taxonomy places the organism in Eukaryota, Metazoa, Chordata, Mammalia, Primates, Indriidae. The transcript is spliced from 5 exons. The coding region runs from base 295 to 1227 and encodes 310 amino acids. Gene Ontology annotation, cellular component: membrane; cell surface. The record is from RefSeq and is a predicted model, not a curated record.
GCCUCUAGACCUGGCGGAGCUGGGGGUGGGGGGCUAGUUUUUGCAACGGCUAAGGGCCUGUGGGUUUAUUAUAAGGCGGAGCUCGGCGGGAGAGGUGCGGGCCGGAUCCGAUCGGAGGGCAGAGGAAUCCGGCAGUAGAGAGCGGACUCCAGCCAGGGCACCCCGAAGCCCUCGCCUAGGACAGCAGAACGCUGGGCAGGCGCCCGAGGGAGCAUCGCGCAGCGCGACCCGCGGAGCCGGCUCGCAGCUCCGACCCGCGCAGCCCGCCGAGCUCCAGCCGCCUGUCCGGGCAGCAUGAAGCGCGCGGCGCUCUGCCUCUGGUUUUGCGUGCUGGCGCUGCGCCUGCAGCCGGCCCUCCCGCAAAUUAUGGCUACAAAUGUGCCCCCUGAAGAUCAGGAUGGUUCUGGGGAUGACUCUGACAACUUUUCCGGCUCAGGCGCAGGUGCUUUUCAAGACAGCACCUUGUCGCAGCAGACCGCCUCCACCUGGAAGGACAUGUGGCUUCUGACAACCACACCCAUGGCUCCCGAGCCCACUGGUCCAGAGGACAUGGACACCUCCACCUCCAUCGUGCUGACUGGAGGGGGGCCCGAGGAGGGAGAGGCUGUAGUCUUGGCAGCAGCGGAGCCUGGCCUCACUGCCCGGGAGCAGGAGGCCACCCUCCCACCCAGGGAGACCACGCAGCUCUCAACCACCCAUCGGGCCACAACAGCCAGAGCCACGACCGCUCAGGCACCUGCCACCUCCCACCCCCACAGAGACAUGCAGCCUGACCACCAUGAGACCUCAGCUCCCACAGGACCUGGCCAAGCCGACCCUCACAUUCCCAGCGUAGAGGAUGGAGGGUCUUUUGUCACCGAGAGGGCUGCUGAGGAUGGAGCCUCGAGUCAGCUCCCGGCAGGAGAGGGCUCAGGGGAGCAGGACUUCACCUUUGAGACUUCCGGGGAGAACACAGCCGUGGUGCCCAUGGAACAUGACCACCGGAAUCAGCCCCCCGUGGAUCAAGGGGCCACAGGGGCCUCGCAGGGCCUCCUGGACAGGAAGGAGGUGCUAGGAGGGGUCAUCGCUGGAGGCCUGGUGGGGCUCAUCUUCGCCGUGUGCCUGGUGGGCUUUGUGCUGUACCGCAUGAAGAAGAAGGACGAGGGCAGCUACUCCCUGGAGGAGCCGAAGCAAGCCAACGGCGGGGCCUACCAGAAGCCCACCAAGCAGGAGGAGUUCUACGCCUGACGGGGGCACUGUCCUCCCCCUCCCCCGCCACUCACUAGGCCCCCACUUUUCUCUUCCGUGAAGAACUGCAAGCCCUGGCCCCCUGUUACCAUGCCACCUCCCCAGCACUCAGCCCCGCUGGCUGCUCCCUGCCCACGGAGUCCUGGGGUGUGCGGGGAGCUUCACUCUGCUUCUCUGACUUCCGCCUGCAGACUUGGGGCGCAGAGGGUUUCUUGCAUAUGACCUUUCCACCACAGCCAGCGCCUGGAGUCGCACCGUUCUGACUCGGUUUCCCCAAACUGGAGCAGUGACUCCCCAGGCCCAGCUCUGGAGAGAAAGGGGACCCAACCACUUUGGACCUGUAGGGCCCUCUGUGGGUGGGGCCUUCGGGCUGACACUUCUAGAGCACUUACUGUAGAACCAACAGUCUGGGGGUCUUUGCCCACUGAGUGGCCGGGGAGAGUUCAGGGCUCCGUCAGCGCUCACGCUGUUUCGUGGGGAAGUCUAAUUUAGAUACCAACUUGUUUUUGCACAUGUUUCCUCUAGUUUCUUUGUUCAUAGCCCCUGUAGACUUUGUUACUUCUGAGGUAAGUUAAGUAAGUUGACUUGGUAUCCUCCACCUUGCUUCCCUAAUCUACGGUCGGGAGACAGCAUCAGGGUUAAGAAAAUUUUUUUUUUUUUUUAAACUAGGAGAACCAAAUCUGGAAGCCAAAAUGUAGGCUUAGUUUGUGUGUUGUCUCUGAGUUUAUCGCUCAUGUGUGCAACAGGGUAUGGACUCUGUCUGGUGGCCCCAUUUUUGGUGGCCUGUGGGCAAGCUGGCCAGUCCAGGCUGCCAUGGUGCUGCCCCUGCUUUUGAGCAGUCAUGCCUGUGACCUUGAGCUCACGGCCAUGCUGGGGCUGGUGCUGCCGUGACAUUGGAGGAGCCUGUGUGACGUGAAUGCUGGCAGCUCACACCUCGGAUGGAGGGAGGACCUUGGGGCCGGGGAGCGGGUGGCCGUGGCCCGGAGACUCUCUUGCAGACCUCGCCCCUCCUGCGUUUGGCGCCCUCCCGGGGGGGAUGCUUCCCCCUGGAAGUUGACAAGGGGCGUCUUGAGCACAGCUGACUCGGCACGCCUCCAUCAAGGACCAGGGUCACCCUUGGCUCCUGUGGCCCUGCCCUGGGCUGGAAUCAGGAACGUUUUCCAAAGAGUAAUAGUCUUUUGCUUUUGGCAAAACUCUACUGAAUCCAAUGGGUUUUUCCCUGUACAGUAGAUUUUCCAAAUGUAAUAAACUUUAAUAUAAGGUAGCCCUGUGAA